AUGCAAAUCGGGUCAGGAAUUGUCAAUGACAAGGUUCUGGAGCUGCUGAUCAUGAUCAACGCCUGCAAAACCGCCUCUGCAAGAAGAAUCACUGCUGUUCUGCCAAACUUCCCUUACGCCAGACAGGACAGAAAAGACAAGAGCCGUGCGCCUAUUACGGCCAAGUUGAUGGCAGAUAUGCUUACGAGUGCCGGAUGUGACCACGUGAUCACCAUGGACCUGCAUGCUUCCCAGAUUCAGGGUUUCUUCGACGUGCCCGUUGACAACUUGUACGCAGAGCCUUCUGUUGUUCGGUAUAUUCGCGAGAAACUGGAUGUCAAAAACGCCAUUAUUGUGUCUCCCGAUGCGGGGGGGGCCAAGCGGGCCGCUGGUCUUGCCGACCGUCUGGACCUGAACUUCGCUCUCAUCCACAAGGAGCGCGCCAGAGCCAACGAGGUGAGUCGCAUGGUCCUUGUCGGAGACGUUACUGGUAAGACCUGCAUUAUUGUGGACGACAUGGCCGACACCUGCGGGACUCUGGCCAAGGCUGCUGAGGUCCUGCUGGAAAACGGGGCCAAGGAAGUCAUUGCCAUUGUGACGCACGGCAUACUGAGCGGAAAUGCCAUCGCGAACAUCAACAAGUCCAAGCUCGAGCGGGUUGUGUGUACCAACACUGUGCCGUUUGAAGAAAAAUUAAAGCUCUGUCCAAAGCUUGACACCAUCGAUGUGUCUGGUGUCUUGGCCGAAGCCAUCAGACGUUUGCAUAAUGGAGAGAGUAUAUCUUUCCUUUUCCGCAAUGCUCCCUACUAG
Messenger RNA from Ogataea angusta, 789 nucleotides. RefSeq lists its product as uncharacterized. The coding region runs from base 1 to 789 and encodes 262 amino acids. Lineage: Eukaryota; Fungi; Ascomycota; Pichiomycetes; Pichiales; Pichiaceae. Gene Ontology annotation, biological process: 5-phosphoribose 1-diphosphate biosynthetic process; purine nucleotide biosynthetic process; regulation of cell size. Gene Ontology annotation, cellular component: cytoplasm; ribose phosphate diphosphokinase complex. The transcript has a single exon. Gene Ontology annotation, molecular function: magnesium ion binding; ribose phosphate diphosphokinase activity. The record is from RefSeq and is a predicted model, not a curated record.